AUGCUGGCCUGUGUAUGCCAGCCGGCAGACCCUUCAGUUUUUAGACGAUCCCCCAUACCCCUUGGGGCACCACCUCUGAAAAUUUCUGUUAACAAGGGCGCUCUUCCUAAGCCAGGAAGAUCGGUAAGAGUAAAUCCUCCGUACUUCUCCCCGACACCGAAAGAGAAACCUUUAAUUGGUUGUUCGGAAAGAUUAGUUCAAAUCAAUGUUAAAGCCACUGGCGCAAAAAGUAAAACGAAAAUUGUUAAGAAAGAUGCCGAGACUGAUACCAGAGGUAGUAACGAUCAAAUGGUACAAACGUCGAGUAAAGAUAAUUGUGAUAAAGCAACCAGAAAAACUAGUGAUAUAUCGCAAAGAAGAAACAGUCAAGAAAAAGCUGAGGAAAUUUGUGAAAACUGUGAUAAAAAUGAAGAAGGAACGAGUGGGGAAUUGGACAAGUUACCAGACGGUGUGCAGUUGACGCUGACCGAACUGCGCGACAUGGCGUGCAGGCAGCAGGCGCAAAUCGAUUCACAGCACCAGCUACUGACCGCCAAGGAGCAGCGCCUGCGCUACUUGAAGGAACAGGAUGCACGAGCGCAACGCGUCCAGGCCGAGAGCGAGCGGCUGCGCAGGCUGCGCGACCGUGUCGAGGCGCAGGAGUUGAAGCUGCGCAAACUGCGCGCGCUCAGGGGCCAGGUGGAUCAUCAGAAACAGAACAAUAUUAGUCUCACAAGUGACCUUGAUUCUAUACGAGCGCUCUUCAAUGAAAAAGAGAAGGAGCUAUCGUUGGCGGUGGCCAAAGUGGAAGAACUCACCAGACAACUUGAAGAAUUGAGAAGAGGAAGAACGAACAGGGAUCCACCGCCUGCUUCAGCUUUAGAACUUGAUAAAUUGAGACGAGAGUUGAUGUAUCGAAACAAAUUAAACGAGCAGCAAAAUCAAAGGCUAAACCAGCAACGAGAAGCACUUACAGCCAGACAAGAGGAAAUGAGUUCCAUCGAUAAACGGAUAUCGGAACUGCAGGAACGGUUGCAACGUAAGAGGCUGCUCAACCAACAACUGGCCAGUCAGAUUAGUGCGGCGUCUCAUAAGGCCGCUUACCACCAAUUUGUACGAUUAACUGGAACGGCAGAACAAAACAAUCAAGCAUUCGCAAGAAGUCAACAUCAAAACAACAAUAUUCCACCAAAUGGUUUGUUGCGAAGCAACAUUGCUGCAGUAGAACCUUACAACCAUGUUCCUUUACAACAAAAUAUCAGGAGCAACCCUACGCAAGAGCAUACAGCAUAUCACCCCGCAUAUCAACCAAACCACCAACAUAUCAAACAAGAAUCGAACCCUAUCAACAUCAACGAUGUCCAAGCGUUGGCCAAUAAAAUGGCCAACGUUUACAUACCCAGGAACGAGGAAGAUAAUCUUAAAGAAUUCAACGUAUCAAAAUCUGAUCCCAAAUAUCAGACGCUACCUUACAAUACGAAGUUUACAGUCAAUUUGUUAAAUAACAACAAAAAGGGUGAUUCGAAUAGCAACGAUAAAGAUGACAAUAAUUACUUGACAUCUGUUAGUAGCAAUGCUAAUAGUGUUAUACAGGCUGCGCAUAUGAUGGUGCAUAGUGCUCCACUAAGUCAGGUUAAUAAAAAUAUAGCAACCCCAUUAAACCAGCACGAUUUGCUCAGUAGAAAAAAUAGCGACGGAAAAGAUCAAAACCUCUUUUCCAACAUCGCUAAAGAAGAUCAUAUUUCAAGAUCCAAUAAGUUCCAGAAUGAUAACUCGUGUCCUAAUAGCAAUGGAACAAAUAGUCACGCGCCGCCCAUACAUCAGAAGCCAAUUAGUAGUGUAGCACCAACAUCGAUUCAUCAUACGAGCAUACCUUCUACAGUCUACCAAACGUCCUCCAUUAAAGUACAACCGGUGGAACCACAAACUAUUACGACCACCAAAACUCCUACUUCCGUGUUUCAGAGUAAUCACGUACAAUCGCCUUUGGGGAACGCGUUGUCACCUCCACAGUCUAGUAGUACUCCUAUGAGUACACCAGAGGUUUCCUUGGAUAGUACACCGAAACCAGCCUUACCACCAAAACCAGCGAUCAAACCACCACCAAGACAAACUCAAAUCUUCAAUGAAGAACAUCUUUCUAGACCGCCGCCCUUGCCACUAUCAGAUCCUCCCGAGGAAAAAUCUUCCCCACCUUUAGGGGCGAGACCACCACCGCUUUUGCCUAGUCAAUCGAAACCGAUGGUCGCUGAGAGUACUAGCAAGCCGAUUCCUAUUAGCCAACCUCAGCAAGCUGAAAUGAUAAUAAAAGCUAAACCGUUGAAUAUUAAGAAGCAACCGUUAAGCGAACAACCUAAACUUAGAAGCCUCAAUUCACAUUCGAAGCUUAAUGGAUUGAUAUUGAAUAAUAAUCGGCGAAUAGAGAUAAUGCCUCCUGCUUACCAGUUUCCGGAAAUACAGAAUCUACCUUCUGCACCGGAGAAACCAGAAACUAUCGCUGCGCCACUACAAGAAAAAGAACUUGCAAAAGAUGAAACGGACAGAAGCUCUAGGUCUUCUGUGGACGACACCAGCAGCAUAGACUCUAAAGAACCCAAGGAAGAUAAUGUAAUAAGGCGAAUAAAGAAAGGAAACUUGAAACAAGUGGGGAAACACAAUUUGUCUAGAAGAGUGAGUUUUGAUCCAUUGGCUCUACUUUUAGAUGCUAGUCUUGAGGGAGAAUUGGAGUUAGUUAAGAAAACUGCUACACAGGUGACCAAUCCAAGUGCGGCUAAUGACGAAGGUAUAACAGCACUGCACAACGCCAUUUGCGCAGGUCACAUAGAAAUAGUCAAGUUUCUGGUCGAGUUCGGUUGCGAUGUCAACGCGCAGGAUAGUGACGGCUGGACGCCGUUGCAUUGCGCAGCGAGUUGCAACAAUCUAACCAUGGUUAAGUUUCUGGUCGAGCAUGGCGCGUGCAUUUUCGCUACCACUUUGAGCGACCACGAGACUGCAGCUGAAAAAUGCGAGGAGGACGAGGAAGGAUUUGACGGAUGCUCGGAGUAUUUGUAUAGUGUACAAGAAAAAUUAGGAAUCCUAAAUACAGGAACCGUUUACGCUGUAUUUGAUUAUACAGCCCAACAGCCGGACGAAUUGACUUUCAAAGCAGGCCAGCUGUUUACCGUGUUGAGAAAAGGAGACGAAAAUGAAAGAGAAUGGUGGUGGUCCAAAUUAGGCGAUAAGGAAGGAUAUGUACCCAGGAAUCUACUGGGGCUUUAUCCAAGGGUCCAGAAAAACGAAGAGAACAACUACUAG
This is a messenger RNA of Ceutorhynchus assimilis (cabbage seed weevil), 3273 nucleotides long. The record is from the annotation of a GenBank genome assembly. NCBI's taxonomy places the organism in Eukaryota, Metazoa, Arthropoda, Insecta, Coleoptera, Curculionidae.